AUGUCGUUAUUCUCGCAAUAUUGUUCACUGGCUUUCUUCGCACUCACCACAUCAAUUGGAGCCCAGCAAAUGAGCCACGUCGACACAUCGUUUCUGCAGCAGUCUGCACAAUUCACGCCGAUUGCUUCAGCCGGGCCGUUUCAAACACUCCCACCACAAACUGCAGCGAAAAUUGAACCGAGGGCACCAUACGAUCUUCAGGCUUCAGCAUCGAUGCCAUACACAAGACCACCUUUGAAACCGUCAUAUUCCAUCAACUUCUGCAACACGGACGAGUUUCCAGAUGUCGUAUUAGCGCAUUAUGGACUUCAAAGAAAUGGACGUUUCGUUUGGAAUUCGUCUUGCUCUCAAACGUUCUUCCAGUGUUCGUUUAACGAAACAUAUCCACUGAGGUUAGUGCAAUAG
Messenger RNA from Anisakis simplex (herring worm), 405 nucleotides. The record is from the annotation of a GenBank genome assembly. NCBI's taxonomy places the organism in Eukaryota, Metazoa, Nematoda, Chromadorea, Rhabditida, Anisakidae.